Giardia duodenalis is the source of this 1023-nucleotide messenger RNA. RefSeq lists its product as uncharacterized. The transcript has a single exon. The record is from RefSeq and is a predicted model, not a curated record. The coding region runs from base 1 to 1023 and encodes 340 amino acids. Lineage: Eukaryota; Fornicata; Diplomonadida; Hexamitidae.
AUGACUCAGGAUUUGCUCCAUGCAAUACUUCAGGACAAUGCGGUAGGAAGUAAAGACACGGAACUGGAAAAUCUUAGGCACCGCUGUGAAGCCCUGGAGGCAGCUGUGCUAUCUCUCGCGCUUGGAAUCUAUGACGUGCAGGACUACAUAUCCUUAUAUGCCAAGUACCCUAAGCUGCGGCGAAAGCUAAGGAAGUGUGGACAUAACAUGCACGUCCCCUUGACAAAAUACCAUGUCGCCCAGUUCAAAAAGGGAGGCCCACCAAUUCAAAUAGAUACGCAGUACCUAGUAGAGAGUGCUAUCUCGCUGGAAAAGUCACACGUGCUAGAUCUCUUCAAGCAGGGAUACCAUACUGUUGCGGGGUCAAUCCACACAGAGUAUGAGGCGAUUGUCCGCCGAAGCUUGUACUACAAGUUCCUCGAGCAAGCGACCAAGAUUCUGCUGAUGUUUCUUGGCAUAAUAAUCUCUGCUUUUGGCCUUCUCGUUCAUAUAGUACGUAGACCAAAGAAAGCCAUCAAAUUCAUCCUAAGGAUUGACAUAUCCUUCACGGAGAAAGUUCACCGCAUUGUCCACACAUGGUUCCCGAUGUUGGUAAACCCGGAGCGCUAUUUGAGAGAUGUACAUAACGACCCCAACCAUAGAGUGCUUGUUGAAAUAUCAAACACAUUGGAGAGCAACUGGUGGAACGCUGAUAUGGGGUCUUACAGCGAAGGUGAACACUUUGACGACACUAUAAGCGACAUGAUAAGCGAGGAAAGUGGGGCUCCGCAACCGUCAGCUGAUGCCCCCGAGUCCCAGUCCAUAUGUGGAGCAAGUCCGAUUGAGGGGACACUUCACUCUAUCGUAUCUCCAAGGAUCGAACCCUUAGUUAUUGACGUUCUCACUGACGUGCGUCCAUCCCGGAAUGACAUUCCAGGUGAGCCACCUAGCAGCCUCACUACCCAGGAAGGAAGAAGCACAUAUGGACAGUGGGCAGUAAUUAUAGUUGCAGUAAUUUUGGCCAUUGUGUAUAUCAUGCUGUGA